Daktulosphaira vitifoliae (grape phylloxera) is the source of this 2479-nucleotide messenger RNA. RefSeq names its product nuclear mitotic apparatus protein 1-like. The coding region runs from base 260 to 1858 and encodes 532 amino acids. The record is from RefSeq and is a predicted model, not a curated record. NCBI's taxonomy places the organism in Eukaryota, Metazoa, Arthropoda, Insecta, Hemiptera, Phylloxeridae. The transcript is spliced from 6 exons.
ACACAAUUGUCCGUACUCUGUAUAAUAUUGUAGUUACAGCCGCCACCCAGUUGGCAACGAGCUUUGUUAGUACUUUGACACAAAACAUUACUAAUUAAAUGUAUCUUUUUGGAGUUAUUAUAUUUUAAGAAAAUUACAAAAAUAUUGACAAAGUUCGACAAUCCGCGUAUUUAGUUCGAGUACUUAUAAAACCCAUUUUUUUAACUGAAAAAUACUAAUCUUCGAAAUAAUCAUUGAAAUAUAAUUGGCCAACAAUAUAAUGGCCAAAGAUCAUUCGACCGAUACUAUGCUGAUGUACGAUGAAGACAUCUCGUCAUUUUGCCAACAGACGACUAGAAAAAAGAAAUUGACCUUAACGCCAGAAUUGCGAAGAUCAUCCUUUGCUGCCUCCCUAAAGACACAGUGUUGUUACAGCAAUUCAAGGCUGGUCAGCCUGAAUGGACUGGACAGCCUUAAGAAUAGCACAAUGUCUUUGGACGACAACGUGGAUUUGAUCAACGAAAAAAUAAUGUUUGAGCGGCAACUUUUUCAAGAUUACAUGAAUGAGUUGCGCAGUCAAGCGGUACAGUUGGAAGCUGAUAUAUACUUAAAAUCUACUAGGAUUGACGACUUACAACUGUACAACUGUGAAAAGCUCAACGUAAUAGGAUCCCUGGCUGCAAUUUAUGAUGAGACCAGGUGGAGAUGUGAAUCAAUACAACGACUGUGCGACGAGCACGCGAUAGCUAGUGGGUUGUCAGAUCCAUAUCGGUGCGCGCUGCUGGUUGAUCGUGCCUUGGAUAUGAUGGCAGUGUUCAAGUCAGACCAGCAAAAAUUGCGAGAAUAUAUGAAUGAUAUGAGUAAUCAAGAAGAUGUGCCAUACGAACUUGUGCGCGCUACUGAACAACUUUAUAAUGAUCUAGAAAAGUGUGUGACGGCUGUUAAAAAUGCCACUGGCCGAGAAAUGACCGAUGCUCUUCUUAACGACAUCCACCUUGAUGAUACCAUUAAAAACGUCAUUCAAGAGAUUGGUAAUAUCCAAGAGGAUAUCGUCCAGCCAGAUUACUGUACAGCUAUAGAACUUAUUGAUCAACUACAAGCGGCUGCCCAUGAAAGUGGUCCAGAUGCAGCUAAUAAUGUCGAGCUGUGGACAAAGGUCAGAAAUCUAUUUAAAAGAAACCAAUGUUUGGCGCACAAGGUCACUUCGUUGAACAUGCACAAAACUGAAUUGCAGUUACAGCUUGACGAAAUGACCGAGAGCGCCGAAAAAUUAGAGAAACAAACAGAAUUAGUAAAACAAGAAGUUCGAAGGAAAUCGACGAUGCUCGAUCUACAUGAGUCCAUGAUUGAACAACAUUGGGACGAGAUCAACACUAGUACAGACGUGGUAAUCAAAAGCCAGCAGAAUCAAGAAAUCAGCCAGGAGUUGGAAGAUCUUCAGCUGGAAUUCGAUAACCUUGACUUAGAAAAUAGACAAUUUGAAAAUGAAUUGGUUGAUCUUAAAGACGAAUUAACUGAAUACCAAAUUAAAUGCGACAGCGUAGAAAAAGAAAUCCAACAGUUAGAAAAACAAAAAGUACACAGUUUAGAUGAAUAUGCUAAAUCAUGGGGACAUCACAAUGCUAAGCAGAAGAUAAAAUAUACCGGCAAACUCAUUAAAGAUUUGGACACCAUUACUCAGGAAAUCAAGUUAUUAGAAUUAGAAUUAGAAAAUUACGAAGAAAAUGUUAAUAUGAGUAAUGAUGGUUCAGCUUUUGUUCGUAGCCAACCAAAGUCUGAAAAAAUUCCCCGUUCGUUCGGUCUCAUUGAUCCCAACAAACGACAUUCUAUGAAUAGUGUUUUCCGAGAAAACGUUGUUCGCAAAAUAAGGUACCAGUGAUGAAAAUAAUAUUGUUAUACAUUCUAUCAUACUGUGAAAUAAUUUGUAUAUCUUUCAUUGUACGACUGAUUUUUAUUUGUAUUUUAUACGCUCAAUUACUAUUUGUUAGUUAAAUCAGUUAAUUAUUUCUAUUGUAUAGUUCUUGAUGUAAUUUUUUUUUAUUUUAGAGUUCUUGUUUGAUGUAUUAAUGUUAACAUUUGUUUAAAAAAUGAAUUGUGCCGGCACAUUUUUUAAAUGUUUCUUAUAUUGUAUAAAUUGUUUUGAUUUUUUAUAAUAAAUAGGUAUUUUUUAAUUUUUGGUAGGCAAUUUACCUCAUAUUCUGUAAAUUAAUUAUAAAUUUGAUGAAAAUGUAACAUUAUUUACAAAUUGACUUCAUGUUAUUACAAAUGUGAACGUAUUAUUUAUAAAACUAUUUUAUUAUAACUUACGUAGCUAUGUUAUAAUUAGAAAUAUGUUUAAACCGACAAAUAAAUUUAAAUUAUUUUAUUCUAAAACUUUUAUUUUUUAACUUAUUUUUCUUUAAUUUUGAAAAUAUUAUAGUAAGGAGAAUGGGCGAAUAGCGACCAUCACAGGAAAAUUUGCAAUAAAAAGUAUACCAAUAUAAUUAAUUAUUGAUUUAUA